AUGCCUUCAUCUUCAUUAAAUGAAUGGUCUAUAUCCAUGCUUACAGGUGGUAUACCCAUCAACUUCCCAUAUUCAAAUAUAACAGCUUCAAUUUUUUCAAAUGAUGGAAGAUAUUUAAUUGUAACUUUAACUCAUCAAAUUAGAAUAUAUUUCAUUUCAACAAAACAAUGUAUAAAGACAAUAGAUAUAGACUUAACUGGGUUAGUUGAUAUAAAAUUAGAUAUUAACAAUCCAAAUCAAAUACUUUUAUUCAAACAGCUAGGAGAAAUUUUAACAAUAAAUUAUAAAGAUAAAUUAAAUGAUCCAAUAAUAUCUACCACCAGUAUACAAUUACAAUCACAACAUAAUAUAUUAUCUGUUGUUAAUGUUAAACAUAAUAAUUUUAUAAUAGUGACGGGUAAAAAAGAUAAAAAAAAGGGAUCAAGUCCUCAUACAAGAUAUAUAUUAUCAAUUGAUAGAACAUCAGAAACCAUAAAAACAGUAGGAGAAAUUCAGAACUCAUUACUUUAUUCAAUAUCAUUAGAUUUAAAUAAAUUAGCAUUUGUCUUGAGUGAUCAUAAAGUAUUAUUACUAGACUUGGAGACUUAUUAUAAUAAUGAAGAAUCUGAAGUAGAAGAUAUAAUAACAAAAGAAUUGAUAUCAUAUCAAUAUAGAUCACCAAUAACCUCAAUAGCAGUAUCAAAUGAUUCUAUAAUAGCAUUAGGUACAAAUUCUGGAGUUAUACAAGUCAUUUAUGGAGGAAUUGAAAAUGAAACUCAAAGAAUUUUAAAAUGGCAUAUAGAACAAAUUAAUGCAUUACAAUUUUCAUCAGACAACAAUUAUUUAAUAUCAGGAGGUUCUGAAAAAGUUUUAGUAUUUUGGCAAUUAGAAACUGAAAAAAAGCAAUUCUUACCAAGAUUAAAUGGUAUAAUUGAUAAAAUAAAUAUUGACAACUAUAAAAAUGAUUAUAUUCAAUUAUUAUUAAAAACUGAUAUAAAUAAUUAUGAAAUUCUUAUAUUAUGUAUGGUUGAUUUAGUAUCAAGAUUAUCAAUAAAUACAAUAAGACCAAAAUUUUCAAAUAAUUUAAGAACAACAUUACAAAAGACAAAAAAAAAAUUUUUAAAAGAUAUUUUAUCAAAUAAAUUAAAAUUAAAAUAUGAUUAUAGUUGUAAAUUUGAAAUUCAUCCAAAGACUAAAAACUUAUAUUUCCCUAAUGAAUCAUCAAUUCAAUCAUUUGAUUUAAUUAAAAAUGAACAAAAUUUUAUUCAAAAUGCUGCAUCAACUAUUUCAACAGGUAAAGUACGAUCAGAGAUAAAUUUAACAGAUCCUCAAAUUUCACUUUUAAAAUUUACAUCAGAUGGUGAUUGGAUGUGUACUUAUGAUGAAGUUAUAAUAUCAGAAGUUGAUUCAAUAAUUUCAUCAAAUGAAAAACAAUUUGCAUUAAAAUUCUGGAAAUAUUUAGAAAAUGAUAAAGAUAAAUCUUGGGAAUUAACAACUAUAAUAAUGGAUCCACAUGGUAAAAACCCAAUACUUUCUUUAAUUCCUGCACCUACUUCAUAUUUUGGUGGUGUUGCAUUUUUAACUGCUGAUAACAAAGGAGGUGUUAGAGUAUGGAGACCAACAUAUCCAAAAGAAAUUUAUAAAACAAACAACAAAUCACAACAAAUAUCAUGGUCAUUAAGAAAAUUUAAACCAUCAUCAAAUUCAGAAUCUGAUUCAAUAAGUUUAAGUUGGUCAGAUGAUUCAUCAAUAAUAUUUUUAAGUCAUGAAUGUUCAAUAACUUGUAUAGAUUCAAAAAAUUUCGAUAUAAUAGAUUUUCAAAUCCCAAUACUUACAGAAUCAAAAAUUAGAUCAAUUCAAUAUUUAGAUAAUAAAAUUAUUGUAUUAUCCAAAACAAGAUUUUUUGUUUAUGAUUUAAUAAAAGCAGAAUUAACAAAUUUAAAUUUAAAAAUUUUUACAACAAGUGGUGGAUCAAAUAUAAUAACAAUAAAUCCAAUUAAAAAUCUAAUUUGUUUAGCUAUAAAUUAUUACGAGGUAGAUGAAGAAAAUCUUGGGGUGGUUUCAAAAUUAUAUAUUUUUAAACCAAAUCAAUUAAAACCAAUUUAUAUUCAAAAUCAUAAUUCAGGUAUUGCAUCAAUAAAAUAUGAUUCAAAUUCAUUUUAUUUUAUUGAUUUAGAAUGCAGAGUUGGUUCAAUUGAUUCUACUUUAUUAAAUGUUGAAAUUAAAAAUAUAACAAAUGAUAUAAGUUCAAUGUUAUUAUCUGCUCAAGCUAAUGUUGAUUUAAUAAGUUUUAGAGAAAAUAAUCAAAAUAAAAAUGGGAAAAUCGAGGAUAGUACAACCACCAAAAAGGUUAUUGAUUUACAUACUUUUCAACCAAUUUUUCAAAAUAUAAAUGGUUUAGAAAUAGAAACUAUUUUCGAUCGUAUUACAAAUAUAUUAAAAUAA
This is a messenger RNA of Lodderomyces pseudojiufengensis, 2424 nucleotides long. RefSeq names its product Nan1p (gene NAN1). Bases 1 to 2424 code for a protein of 807 amino acids. The record is from RefSeq and is a predicted model, not a curated record. Gene Ontology annotation, biological process: positive regulation of transcription by RNA polymerase I; positive regulation of rRNA processing. The transcript has a single exon. Gene Ontology annotation, molecular function: protein binding; RNA binding. NCBI's taxonomy places the organism in Eukaryota, Fungi, Ascomycota, Pichiomycetes, Serinales, Debaryomycetaceae. Gene Ontology annotation, cellular component: nucleolus.